Candoia aspera is the source of this 387-nucleotide messenger RNA. RefSeq names its product ovomucoid-like. The record is from RefSeq and is a predicted model, not a curated record. The transcript has 4 exons. The coding region runs from base 24 to 263 and encodes 79 amino acids. Gene Ontology annotation, molecular function: protein binding. Lineage: Eukaryota; Metazoa; Chordata; Lepidosauria; Squamata; Candoiidae.
CAAACAGACUCACUGACACAAUCAUGAAGCAAGGAGGCUUUCUGCUGCUUGGUCUGAUGCUGUUCUUCUUGUAUUCUGAUAUUGCUGCCCAAGUAACUGAUAUUGAGAAAUAUUGUCAGCCGUACGAACACGCAAGGUGCAAUGACCAGAAAGACCCCCACUGUGGCUCUGAUGGCAGAACUUACAUAAACAGAUGUUAUUUCUGCACUGCCUAUUUUUCCAGCAGUAAAACACUUCGGCUGAAACACUUGGGAGAAUGUUGAAAUCUGCAAAUGCAGAAGACCAAGGAACAUUUCCUAAAGAAUAACCCACAAUCUUUAUGCCUUGCUCAUUUCAUCCCCACAAAAGCAUCUGUCCUUCCCUCUGCUUCUGCUGCAUUGCUCCAUU